Planococcus citri (citrus mealybug) is the source of this 5909-nucleotide messenger RNA. RefSeq lists its product as uncharacterized. Lineage: Eukaryota; Metazoa; Arthropoda; Insecta; Hemiptera; Pseudococcidae. The transcript is spliced from 7 exons. The record is from RefSeq and is a predicted model, not a curated record. Bases 4104 to 4928 code for a protein of 274 amino acids.
AAACAUGAAUUAAUAAAACAAAAUUAUCCAUUAAUGAUAUUACAAAUUCAAAAUUUGAGUUUUGACCUGACUGUCUGAGUGUCUUCUGCUGUUUCGGUAUCUUAUUACGUGUAUUUACCUACGUACAUUUAUUUGUAUAUUUGUCUACGAGUUGUGAUAGUCAUUUCCUACAUUUAAUUUAAUUUCGUUAUUUUACCAUUUGAAUAAGAAAUGAAUAAGUGCCUACGUAGUACCUACCAAUUCCAAUUUUUGUAAUUUUUGUUCAUAAUCAUAAAUACUGUUUCUUCAACGUACACAUAUUUAUGCAUCGAUGACAAUCAGGUUCAAUUUUCUAUUUCAAUACUACGUACAUUAUGUAGAUCAAGAGAAACUACUUCUCAAUAUGUUUCCAAUUGAAACUUCUAGACUUGAAAAACCGAAAGAUCUUUCAACAAGAAUCUACUGAUGUAUUGCCGAUUUAAAUAUCAUCGGUAGUAUUUGUAUUUUAAUGCUCAACAACUAGAAUCCUUAUGCUGUCGUGAAGAUGAAACAUCAUAAAACGCAAAACUACAUCUCCCAAUUCUUUUUACAAGAUAUUCUAAUAAUUUCAAUUGUUUGCGAUAAAUACGUUGGUCGUUGAUCGUUGAUCGUUGAUUGAUUCAUUCAUUCAUGAUUUGAGUCGCAUACGUAGAUAGAUCGUUGAAUUAUAUUGAAAAACUAACAGCUUUUAUACCUACUGAUAAUGAUAAGCUAUUUUAUUUAAUUAUUAAUUCAUUCGUCAUUGUUAAAUUUCUAAUUUUCUAGCAAAAAACCGGAAAAGUUUGUUUUGAAUGUUUGUUUACGUGCUUUGAGCUUUACGAACCCCUCCCUCGUCGCGCGCACCUUCAUCACGCCGCUGCAACUAAACCGUUGGCGUAUGUGCGAGUUCGUACUAGUCAGCUCAUUUCGGUAACGUACGUCGAAGCUUUUACGUUCGUCAUUCAAGUUGCGGUUUCAUUCUAUUCGUUAAUGGGGUAUUUUUACUUACUUUUAAUUAAAAUGUUUCGAAUAAGUGUAUCCUCAUCGUACAAUCGUGUUUUAUUUACUCGAUGACCGUGCGAUUGUAUUUUAUUCGAGAGAAUUAUAGAGAUCGAAUGAUCGAUCGCCUGUAGCUCUGUAGCGAGAUCGCGACUUUUGUGUCGGAGUGUAGUUAAUGGUUUAUUUGCUAUUUUGGAAAUAUCUACUUUGAUUUCGUGUUUCGUUAUAUAAGCUAUUUUGUAACUGUAUUUAUUUAUGUAUUAUUUUCGCGUUUGUUGGUUUCCAUUUUAAUUUCGAUUAAUUGAUUGUUCAUUUGGAUCAAGUGCGGUGUUCUACGUCAACGAUCAACGUUCGUUUUGCGUACGUGUUGCCUGGCGUCCAGUUGUUUUACGAUCAUUUCUUCAUUUUGCUUCGGUUAAUCGGUUUGAUCAUACCAAGAUUCAGCUUCAGGGAAAAUGACUUCGAAUUGAAUAGGGCUAGCUGUUUUCCACCCACUGACGACUGACAUCCUCAAACUAAAUUACUGAUUCGGACUUCCCAUAUCAUGCUAUUGAAAAUCUCAAGACACCAAUCAAGCACAGUAAAGAUAUUUAAAAGUAUGAUUACUUUAGAAAGCUGCAAAAUGUAAUAGUUUGGCAAGUUCCUGCUCAUUUGAUAGAAUUACGACUUACACGAGAUGAAUUUGAAGACAAAUUCAACAAACUACGAUCGUUGGUACCUAUGGAAACAGUUGGCGGGGUCAAUUUUUUGGGAAAGAAUAUUUUAAAAGCGUGAAUGUUCGGUACAUGUUGCGUAUUCAAAAUGCCACAAAUAUUCGCUAGCUAUAUUACUCAUCAUGUCAUUGGAAUGGAAAAUGGACAUCAUAGAUUUUUACCAUAAAGUACCAUCAUACUCUAAAAUUGGACGAUGUAAUCAUAUUUCAUUUUGUAAAAAUGUUAAUAUUGUUAUAAGUAGGUACUUCACCUAAUUUGAAAAUGUAUUUUGUAAUUUAUUUUGACAAAUAAUUGUGUGUAGCAUUAUGUACCUAAAUCUAUGUAAGUACCUAUGAAAUGCAUUUCAACUGUAAGAGUAUCCGGAUACUUAAGGUUAGGUUGGUAAUUAUCGUACCUAUUUAUAUCUAUCACUGAUGUAUUCCUAAUUGCAUUCAUUAUUUUUCAUGUCAUGUUCAAUUGUAAUUGUAUAAUGUUUGUACUAAUAUUUUUUUGACAGCAGAAUAAUUAUGAAGAUUCAUAGAUCAUGUAGAUCAAUUGAUGGCGGAAAGGUAGGUAAGUGAAUAUUGAGUUACAUUGAAUACGCGUUUUUUCGAGAUUGAAAAAUUCUAACAUUAAGAAGAUGAUCAAAAUUUUCUCUUUUCAUAUUUUUUUCCUUUGAAAAGCCAAGUAUACAAGCCAAGUAUAUACUAUACUUUGUACAUACAUUCGGUGACACAAAAUUUGAAAAACCAAACCACGCUGAAAAACUUAUUUUACAUAGAUGUUUUGAAUUUUGUUUUUCAAUUUUUUGAACGUUUUGGGUUUGGAUUUGUUAAAAUUUAGAUAUUAUGAUUAUGAACCCCUUUUUAUUUGGUAAUGAUGUAUUAUACGAAUCAACAAUGAAUUCGAAUGUCAUACCUACUAAUAUUUUUUGACAGCAGAUUAUGAAGAUUCUUACUUCAUGGAUCAAUGUAGAUCUAUAUUGAUGGUGGAAAGGUAAGUGAAUAUUGAGUUACUUUGAAUACGCGUUUUCUUUUUUCGAAAUUUGAUUGAAAAAUUUUAGCAUUAAGAUUAAGAAGGUGAUCAAAAUUUUCCAUUUUCAUAUUUUAAUAAAAUAAAAAAUAAUAAAAAAAGUCUCUUUUGUGAAAAAUGUUUCAACUUUUAAGUCAUGGCUCAUGGAUAUGCUUUUUGUUAUAAACUUACAACUGAAAUCUUAUUGAUAGGGAUUUCUAAAUGAUUUUUUCCAAGUUCUUCAAAGUCAAACAAAAUAAUUGUAAAAUUGUAAAAAUAUUUCUUAUUGAUGAAUUUUUUCCAAGUUAUAUUAAACAAUAACUGAUACAAUAUCAGGUAGAUACUCGCAGUAAUUAAGUAUGGGUAAUUUUUUAUGCAAAAUAAAAAUUUAAUGAUUCCAAAUUCACCAACUUGAAAAAAAUAAAAAAAGAUAGUGGCCCCAAUUGAAGAAUUUUGAUCAGGCAUUGAAAGAUUUCUAAAAGGAUCUUGAAAAGAUUAGUUUUAUCGAAUAAAUUGAAAGAAAAUCAUAAAACAUAUCUACAUUCGACGAACCCGUCAAGUUUUGACAUUUAAGCUACAACCAACCUAAAUUUUUAGUGGCGACGCCAGACGAUUUGAACAGGUGUGCCAAUUUUCAAAAUUAUAAAACCAAGUUGUAAAAUCCCCCCCCUUCCUUCCAAAAUUCUCAUUCUGGCCCAAUAAUGUUUUAAAAAUUGAAGUAAGAAAAAUGAUUUUGAUGCAUCAAGAAAUGAACUUAAAAUUAUUCAAAAAUAACUUUUGGUUUAACAAAAAUGAGUUUUUGGUAAAGAAUUUAUAAAUAAUUAGUAAAAGUAAUUUUUGUUUAUUUUUGGAAAAUGAACAGGUGUGCCCGUGCGCACUGGGCAGUGGGCACACAGGCUGGCGUCGCCAGUGAAUUUCUUCAUUCAACGAACUCGCCCAAUUUUCGCAUUCACAUUCAAGUAAAUACAUGUAUCUUGUCACCAUGGUAACGUAAAACGUUUUCAAUAUUAUUCUUCGAGUGCGAGUAGGUGAUUUUCGAAUUUUUGUUCUUCGAGAUAUGUGAUGAAUUGGAAUAGAUUUACGAUUUCAUUCAGCUUCUUCUGGAACGUAAAUUUCAAUCGAAUGACAUAAGUGGUUGGUACCUACUUGUUUAUCGUUUGUGAAACAGCGUGCAUGUACUUACCUAAUAUAGGUACCUAUAGUAAGUAGUUAUAAAGUACUUACAGUAAUACUUCUGUAGGUGCAAUAGGUAGGAUAUCCUAAGUUGGGCUUUCCUUUAAUGUUAGGUUCAGCAGCCAUCAUUCGAGAAGCAGGAUAAAUGGGCAAGUGGGCACCUAGUAGCCUACAAACGUAUUUUCUUACUUUGCAGGUUCUGCGUGAAUUUUGUAAACGCAUUCUGAAAAUAUGGCUUUGAAAUUGGACGAUUUUCUAACCAAAAAAAAGGAGCCCGUGCAAAUAUUGGAUUUGUCGAGAAGCUCUGCAAACAGUCACGAAGAGCUGAAAAAAGUGGUGGAAAAGGUUCCAGAAUACAAAAUAAAAAUGGAUAAGAUUCGGCCCGAAGAAGUUAAAGUAUUUGAAAAAAAAUCAGACGAUGAAAAAGUCAAAGCCAGUACAACGUUUGCUUAUGCAAAUCCUAUUCCUUCGGAUAUGAGAUCGUUACGUCUAGAAGAUUUGUGCGCAGUUAACAUUCAAUGGAAAAUGCUGACGUCUCUUCGGCCAAAACUCAAGUCAGACGAAGACUAUUUUUCAAAGUUAGUAGAGUUGGGAAAGCUACAAUUGCACGCUCGCCUCAAAGAACGAAAUAAAACCGUAACGUGGUACGUGAGAAAAUCUAAGAAUAAGGCCGGAAUCACAGAAAUGAAAAUCAUUUCGUGUCGCGAAUGCGGCGAAGAAUUUUGUUUAAAUGAGAUUUGUCGAGUCUUUGCGUACGACUCGUACGAACGAUGUGUAACGCUAAAUGAGAAACAGCUGAUGCAGCGACAGGACAAUACGACCAGCAGCACCAAGAAAGCCAAGCGUACGAAGAAAGCUAAAUCCAAAGCCAAAGCUAAAUCGCAACGUACAGCGACCAAAAAAUCGUACAAAACAAAGAAGCCCAAGCCCAAACCCAAACCCAAACCUAAGCCCAAAUUGAAGCCUAGCAGACCAAAAUCAGACCAACAAGCAGUAAAGACGGCGGCGGCUGCUGUGAAACCGGCGAUUCGUGACAAAAAUUCGAAAGUCAAAUAAUUAAUAACAAUCAUUCAGCAACCUUUAUACAAAACCGAACGAAGAGCAAUACAGGGUGUCUAUCAAUAUUUCAAAAUGAAAAAGUAGGAAUUUUUGUAAAAAAUGUUGAAAAUUCAUCGCCAAUAACUUCAAGUUUUGUUUUCUCCCUCGAUGAAACUGAAAAAUAAUGUACGAGUAUGUAGCUCGUCGUACUAGCUAAUGUAGACCUAUUUGCAAUCGAGUCGAAUUACGCGACGAAUAAAAUCGAAUACACGGUCUACAACAAAAUAGCUUUAAUUAAUACGGGUUUGUUUGGUAGAAUAUCAUCAUAAUUAAUUAUGUAUUUACACGAACUACAUCGUACGAACAAAAACAAAAUAUUUGCUAUUGCACUCGGCAUAAGCUACAUAUUUAAAAUGAAGUACCCUAGGAAACGUAGUACGCAGUACGUACUAGUCAUAAGGUAGCUGUCUGUAUUAUUAGGUAAUACCGUACAUAAAUAGUACAUAGUAGUACACGAUACACACAUAAUACAUAAUACAAAAUAUAAUAGGUAAUAUAUACGCACAUUUUACACACAUUUUUACAAGAUACAUACCUUACCUACCUACAAUCACAGAAAUCGUAACGACUGUACGCACGCACACUCACACACUCAAACACAUAUACACGUAAACUUGGUCGAAAACGUAUCACGUACUAUAUUGUGAUAACUCGUAGUAGGUAUCAGGUACGUUGUACGUUACCUGCAAUUGUACAACUUAAAAGUAAAAGAACCAAAACAACGACGAGCUUCUUCGCCGCACACAACGUAAAAUUCCACCCCAAGAACAGCGAUGAUGAUUAAAGUAACAACAGGCUCGCACGUAAGUCCAAGUAUACAUAAAAUCGGCAUCAGCGUCAGCAUUAGCAUCGCCGAGGCAGUCGUACAUUGGUCUUCGUAAUAAUGCGACUGCCAACGCCAUCGGUAUUUGUUGUACUCGCGUGUCGAGCUCGUCUCUG